GGCCCCCCAGCUUGGCUGCCACCGCCCCCUCCGCGCCGCGGAGCGCUCGGAGCGGCGCUGCCUGCAGACGGGCUCCCUGCGGCGCUUCGGGGCGGCCCCCAGCUCGGCCCCCCGCUCCUCCGCCAUGGACGGGGCGGCUCGCCGGGGGGUGCUGGCCGUGCUGCUGGCCUGUGGGCUGCUCCUGCUGGGCGCCGCGGCCACCCCGACUCCGCCGGCCCCCGCUGGCGGCUCCCCGCAGGACACAUGCACCUCCUGCGGCUUCCGGCGGCCCGAGGAGCCGGGCAAGGUGGACGGGGAUUUCCUGGAGGCAGUGAAGAGGCACAUUCUGAGCCGACUGCAGAUGCGGGACCGGCCCAACAUCACGCACGCCGUGCCCAAGGCAGCCAUGGUCACCGCGCUGCGCAAGCUGCACGCCGGCAAGGUGCGAGAGGACGGCCGCGUGGAGAUCCCGAGCCUGGACGGGCAGGCGAGCUCCGGACCCCCGGCCCACGACCCCGUCUCCGAGAUCAUCAGCUUCGCCGAGACAGACGAUCUGGCCUCAUCUAGAGUCCGCCUCUAUUUCUUCAUCUCGAAUGAAGGGAACCAGAACUUGUUUGUCGUUCAAGCCAGCCUGUGGCUUUACUUGAAGCUGCUUCCAUAUGUCUUAGAGAAAGGCAGCAGGCGAAAAGUAAGAGUCAAAGUCUAUUUCCAAGACCCGGACACUAGCAACAAGUGGAAUGUGGUUGAAAAGAAAGUUGAUCUCAAAAGAAGUGGUUGGCACACUUUUCCUAUGACAGAAGCGAUCCAGGCUCUGUUUGAGAGAGGAGAAAGGAGACUGAAUUUGGAUGUUCAAUGUGAGGGUUGUGAAGAGUAUUCAGUGCUGCCAAUUUAUGUGGACCCCGGGGAGGAAUCCCACCGGCCUUUUUUAGUGGUGCAAGCCCGCCUUGCCGAUAACAAACACAGGAUCCGGAAAAGAGGCCUGGAGUGCGAUGGCAGGACCAAUCUAUGUUGCAGGCAACAGUUUUACAUUGACUUUAGACUCAUUGGGUGGAAUGACUGGAUCAUAGCACCAUCAGGUUACUAUGGGAAUUACUGUGAAGGGAGCUGCCCGGCCUACUUGGCCGGCGUCCCGGGGUCGGCUUCCUCCUUUCACACCGCCGUCGUGAAUCAGUACCGAAUGCGGGGGCUGAACCCGGGCACCGUGAACUCCUGUUGCAUUCCAACCAAACUUAGCACAAUGUCAAUGCUGUACUUUGAUGAUGAAUACAACAUUGUGAAAAGGGACGUUCCCAAUAUGAUUGUGGAAGAAUGUGGUUGUGCUUGAUUUAAGGUGUGUUUUUGGGGGGGGAGAGAGAAAGAGAGAGAGGGCGAGAGAGAGAGAGAGAGAAACAUUCCCAUAUGAGAUGGUGUUGGAAGAAGUUUCACUGUGUAUCCAGGCAUCAGUGUUGGAAAGUCACUGUGGUAAAGUUUGGAAAAAAAAAAAAAAGGAAGAAAAAAAAAUCAUUUCACUUUGGUGUCAAGACAGUGGCAGUUUGUGGAUCUUGGACACUUAUAUAUUCUACCACUUAUAAGUUAAUGCUAUGAAAUAUCUUAAAGACACACACACACACACACA
Messenger RNA from Dryobates pubescens (Downy woodpecker), 1594 nucleotides. RefSeq names its product inhibin subunit beta B (gene INHBB). Gene Ontology annotation, cellular component: extracellular region. Gene Ontology annotation, molecular function: growth factor activity; cytokine activity. Bases 125 to 1303 code for a protein of 392 amino acids. NCBI's taxonomy places the organism in Eukaryota, Metazoa, Chordata, Aves, Piciformes, Picidae. Gene Ontology annotation, biological process: BMP signaling pathway; SMAD protein signal transduction. The transcript has 2 exons. The record is from RefSeq and is a predicted model, not a curated record.